UUUUUUUCUCCUUAUAUAUCACUCUUUCAACACACGCCACUCCUCAUUGUCAUAAAGCAAAGCAAACACACAUCUUCAUUCCUCAAACAAAUCUCUCUCUCUCUCUCUCUCUCUCUCUCUCGAUUUCCACUUAUAAAACCACACACCUCAUUCUCCUCUCUCUCUUUCUCUCUCUAACCAUGCAUUCACCAACGUACGGAUCCGACCCGACAGCACAACCAAACACAACCUUCGUACAAGCAGACCCAUCCAACUUCCGAUCAGUUGUUCAAAAACUAACCGGAGCAUCACAAGACCCAUCAGCUCAAAAACUCCCACUCACACUCCCAUCUCGUCUAACCCAAGCCCAACUCCACCGUCCACCACCACCCGCCACCUCCGAACCACCAACGGGCCCAAAAAAACCCAACUUCAAACUCCACGAACGCCGCUCCAAAAAACUUCAACUAACCGUUUCGGAAACACCCACGAUGUUCCAAAACAACAACAGCAACAAUAAUACGAUGAUGAUGAUGUUGAUGAACAACAACAACAACAUUAGAAGCGUUGUUAUGGCUUCACCAGUUUCUCCAUUAGAAUAUUACAUGGCGCAUGGAAAUAGUCCAAAAUCACCAUACGAAGAAGAUGAAGAAAAAGAAGAAGAAGAAAAAGGGAUAGCUGAAAAAGGUUUCUAUUUGCACCCCUCUCCUAGAUCCUCUCAACAACCACCUCAACUCUUACCUCUUUUUCCUUUGCAUUCUCCUUCUUCUCAAUCUCAUUCUUAAUUUAUAAUAUAUAUUUUUUUUUGAGAGUUGAUUGUUUUCUUAAGCUUAUUUAUUUUUGUAAUAUUAUUAAUUAAUUAUUAAUUAACUAUUAACUUUGCUAGAAUGGAUUUAAUUUAAUUUAAUGUAUUGCGUGUGUCAGUGUGUAUCUGUAAUGUGGAAUGUGAAUAAAUACUGUUGCAAUGUUGAUUCUGCGUUGAAAAGUUUGGUUUGGUUUUACAUUUA
This is a messenger RNA of Lathyrus oleraceus (garden pea), 986 nucleotides long. Its product is annotated as VQ motif-containing protein 11. The coding region runs from base 180 to 764 and encodes 194 amino acids. The record is from RefSeq and is a predicted model, not a curated record. Lineage: Eukaryota; Viridiplantae; Streptophyta; Magnoliopsida; Fabales; Fabaceae. The transcript has a single exon.